AAUAAAUGACUUUCCUGCUUAUGCUCUAAUGUCUGGUUGGAGCACAAAAGGGUAUAUGGCGUGUCCCACUUGCAAUGAACAUACUCCUUCCAUUGGCCUAAAUAGUAAGAUUGGAUAUGUUGGCCACAGACGCUUUCUCGAAAUGAGUGAUCCGAGAAGGAGAAGCAAAAAGUACAAUGGUAAGCCUGAGAAGAGAGCACCACCUCCUGUAUUGACGGGGGAUGAUAUUUUAUCUCAAUUAGACCGAAUUCCAUUGACUUUGCCUGGAAAACACAAACAGUUCGGGGGUGUGAAACGGAAGCGUUCUAGUGAAGAGCUCAAUUGGUCUAAAAAAAGUAUUUUUUUUGAGCUUCAGUACUGGAAGUCAAAGUCCUUACGACAUAAUCUUGAUGUAAUGCACAUUGAGAAAAAUGUGUGUGAUAGCUUAGUAGGUACUCUUCUAAGUAUCGACGGGAAGUCAAAGGAUACCGACAAGGCGAGAAUGGAUUUGCAAGACUUGCAAAUACGACGAGAGUUGUGGUUGUAUGAAGACCGAAACGGGAAGUGGAAGAAGCCUCCAGCUAGUUACACACUUAGUGUUCAAGAACGGAUUGAAUUUGCAGACUUCAUAAAGUCUGUACGAUUUCCUGACGGUUUUGCAGCAAACUUAGACAAAAAUGUCAACUUGGAUACGAGCAAGAUUUCCGGGCUCAAAUCACAUGAUUGUCAUGUGUUGUUACAACGUUUACUACCGGCAGGUAUCCGUAAGUUCUUGAAAAAAGAAAUCCGGGACACAAUCAUUGAGCUGUGUGUGUAUUUUAAACAAUUAUGCUCAAGAACACUUCAUGUUUCGGAUUUAGAAAAAAUGCAAACAAAUAUUUUAACUAUUUUGUGCAAGUUAGAAACAAUUUUUCCACCAGCCUUCUUCGACAUAAUGGUUCACGUAGUUAUGCAUCUCCCUAAAGAAGCUAUACUAGGUGGACCAGUGCAGUACAGGUGGAUGUAUCCCAUUGAGCGCUCAAUGUCUGUGUACAAGCAAUAUGUCAGGAAUCGUGCCCGCCCGGAAGGCUCUAUUGCUGAAUCUUUUGUGGUUAAUGAGGCAUUAACCUUUUGCUCAAUGUACUUUCGGGAAGUGGAAACUCGAUUCAACCGUCCUGACCGGAACAAUGACAUUGUCCAAAACAUGCCAACUCGACAAUUUUCUGUAUUCAAGCAUGUUGGUCGACCCAUCGGUAUGAGGACAGUCGACACCUUACCCAUGCAAAGCAAGCGUAAGGCGGAGUGGUACAUUUUGAACAAUUGCACAGAGGUUGAACCGUAUAUCAAUGAGCACAAGGAGUUGCUUCAAGCAAGGGGUGUAGGCAAUAUUGAGACAGUGCAAGAGACUGAGUUCCCUGAAUGGUUCAAAACUCAAGUAAGCCUUGUUGCCUCUCAAUACUGUUAAUCUUGUUCUCAAUAACUGUUCAACUUUUCUUAACUUAAUAUUUUCCCUGAUAUGUAGAUUAAUGAACUACGGUUGACCAACCAGGGUGCAGUGUCAGAUGAGUUGUAUGC
Cannabis sativa is the source of this 1533-nucleotide messenger RNA. RefSeq lists its product as uncharacterized. The transcript is spliced from 2 exons. The record is from RefSeq and is a predicted model, not a curated record. Bases 29 to 1423 code for a protein of 464 amino acids. Lineage: Eukaryota; Viridiplantae; Streptophyta; Magnoliopsida; Rosales; Cannabaceae.